ACGAUGUGUUAACUCAAACCAUGAUAUAAGGCGCUGCUAUUUAGGCCACUAGGCAAUUCAAUAUGGACUUGCAUGCUGUUUAAUCCUAUGAAUGACAUAUCCAUUAAACAAGGUGGUUCCUAUGGCCCAGGAUGGGCAUGGAACCAUAAAACAAGUUGCUUUGAAAGCGUUUGCGGGCUCUAAUAACUCGGAAGGAGGCACGUAUGGUGGGAGAGCUUCUGCAGCCCUACUGGGUGAAGCAGGCAGUUCGGUGGGACUCAGUUCAGACGAUCUCGAGGAAUCGACUGGGGUACAGCAACUGGUUGAAUCGGCCGGCUUUCAGGGAGCACUUGCAGAGGAUUCCGGAUUUUCGCUCUUGCAUUAUGUCGCGCUUCUGGGGCAGACGACGCUCGCGGAAGCCACCAAGGUGGACACGCCGGCCGCUAGGCGUCGGUUCGCGCGGAUAGCACGGUACUUGCUGAAAAGGCAGGAUGACGACUUGUGGCAAAGGGAUGACAACAUCUUGAGAAUCAACGACCAGUAUGGGUGCAUCCCGCUGCAAUUGGCGGCUGCCUACGGCAACAAGGAGAUGGUGGAGGUACUGCUGGAGCCGUACGGCGGAGGAGAAGCAGCCGGAGGGGUAGCACUGGACAGGGAAAAGGAGAAGGCGCGUAGCCAUUACCUAAACCACCAGGACGCGCAGAUCCGCUUCACCGCCCUGCAUGGCGCCGUCAACCACGACCAGCACGACGUCGCCGUCCUGCUGCUCCGCAACGGCGCCAACCCGCAGAUCCUGGACAUCACACGGAACAACGCCUUCCAGGUGGCUCCCUCCCUGGAGUCGCUGCAGGAGCUGCUGAACUGGGUCGUGAGGGACAUCGACGCGGUGCCGACGCCAGCAAUUGCCCAGCUGAUGAUUGAGGUAAUCAAGCAGCAGGAGGAGCGCGAGAAGGCGGAUCGCGCUAAGACAGCGACUGUGGCGAACCCUGGCAAGGAGGAGGAGGAGGCCAAAGGGAAGGCGGACUGGUCCAAGCUGGUGACUUCUGGUACCAUGGACUACACGCAGCGCAUGAUAUUCACGGCGAUAAACAAGCUGGUGACGGGCCAGACCCAUGGGUCAGCCCACGAGGGUCAUAAAGCCGCGGAGAAGGAGGCACCCGCGGUUCCGCCUGCGGAGGCGGGUGGUGCGGUCGGAGGCAUCAUCAAGCGCCUCUUCAAAGAGCUGUACGAGAAGGAAAAGCACACGGAGCUCUGGCACUACGUGCAGGCGGCGGUUGACUACAAUAACUACAAGCUGACCAAGAUGAUGCUGGACCUGAUAUGCAAGGAGUGCCCGCGCGCACUGGCCAGCUGCAACUGGGACACCACCAUGGAGUCCCUCAUUGCUUGCUUCCCCGACCUCUUCCAUGCGCUGCUGUACAAGCUGCAGGACAUGUCAGACUUGGCCGUUGUGGGCUUCGUGCAGUCCCUGCGUCUGAGCACCCCGCCGCCCGCCGCCAGCAACAGCAAGAGCAACCGCCGGAGCAACCCGGGCACUGCCGCCGCCUCCCCACCCCCCUCAAGCCCCACGCUGCUGCAACGGCAACAGCAGGAGCAACCGCAGCAGCAUCAACAGCUGCAGCAGAUGACGCGCCGCCGCCUGCCCAGCCAAGUGGUCAGCAACGGCUCAGCGGCUCAAGGGAAGAUCCUGAUCUACCAACAGCUGGUGGAGGGACUCAAAGCGGUGAACUACGUUGUAGUGAAAGCGUUCUUCGAGAAGGCGCACCAGGAGGUGCUCAACGACAUGGCGCUGUACCCCAUCUUUGAGAACUUUGUCAUGCUCAUCGCGGACAAGCGGACGGCCGAGGGCUUCACCGAGUCCGACAGCAGUCGCGAGCGGCUGCUGGCCAUGCUGCGGGACUCCAAGCUGGAGGGGCCCGCCGUUGUGGUCGACCCACGGGACACCCGGCCCGCCGCCGUCUCGCCUAACAGCAGCCUGACGGACGGCAACAGCCACAUAGCCUCCAAGCUCAUACACCAGUUCUCCGUCAGGUUGCGUGCCUCCGUACGAACCACCGCCUCACGAGGCAGCUGGUGUCAGCUCCUAGGCAAGGGUGCUGGCGGCGGCAGCGCGCGGGGCAUUGACGGCGCCAGCAGCGGUGGCGCCAGCGGUAAGGAGGAGCGCGCCGCUAGCGGUGACCCACGGCUCAGCAGCACCGGCGACGGCACGGACGGGCGGCAAUCCUCCUCGGAAUCCUCGGAGCUGGCGGUCCAAACGCUGAAUGUGUCACGGGUGCUGCGGGCGGCGGUGCAUGCGGGCAAGUCGAUGAACGUGGAAGCCACGGUUCGCAGCAUCACCAGCUGGGUGAACCUGAACAGCAAGGACCGAAGGGCGGUGUUCAUCACGGGCAUCAGCACGGAGCUGCUGAAGGACCUGUCCAGGCGCUUCCCGCUGGGCUGUGCCAAGCUGCUAAACCUGGUGAGUCGCGACGUGUUGGAGCAGCUGGUGACGCUGCAGGUGGCCGCCAAGCUGCUGCUGCGGAAGGACCAGCUGGUCAAGUGCAGCACCGUGCGCAACCACUUCACGUGGCGCGCGCCGGAGAUGCAGCACCUGGCGGACGAGAAGGGCUUUUCGGAGCGAGUUGUGGACGCACUGGUGGACUACGGCAUUCCCUUCGAGUGCACCUACAAGGCGGCAUUCGACGGCAACGCCACGCGGGAGGACUUCGCGGCGCUGAUCGAGGAAAAGUUCACGGGCGAUGAGAUCCGGGUGCUCAUCUCCAAUGACAUCAAGCUGCCGGCGGUGGUGGACAUUAUCCGCGUGUGCAAGUAUCCUCCCUCUGAAGUGGAGGCGGACAACUUCAAGGCGGACUCCAUGACGGACCUCAUUCGCGACAUGAUAAAAGAGAAGCUGAGCUUCCGAAUUGUGGAGGCGAUCCAGGAAGCACGCACCAUGAACGAGGCAACCACCUACAUCAACUUCCGACCCGGCAACCUGCUCUACAACAACUACAAGAAGGAGCUCUACUACCCCUGCUACACAAAACACUUCAUUCAGUUGCUGCUGACCAACUGGCGCAAGGGCGUCAAGAGCGGCAGCACCUGGACGCAACGUCCCUGGGACAAGAAGUUCAUCGACACCAUCUUCGCGCCCAACGACCCGCUGUGUACGGCACUCAAGAGCGCGUACGACAACAAGCUGAAGGACACGCAGGUGUACAUUGACAAGCAGCAGGAGGUGGAUAGCUGGGCGCGGAAGCAGCGGCAGGACCAGAAGCUGGUGCUGAGCGCCUUCGUGUGCCGGCCCUUCCUGCUGCACCGCUGGCCCGUCUUCUUCCUCAUGCACCUGCUGCUGUACCUCAAGGACAGCACGCGGGUGCUGUGGCGGCGCAUGGGCUGGGAGUGGGGCACCAGCGCCAAGCAACACAGCGUGGACGCCCGGGCGCUGGUGAUUCCCUGGAAGGGCAUCGCGGACAUGGGCAGCGUGCGCGGCAUGCUGACGGGACUGAUCGACGUGGACGUGCCGGUGCGCUGGUUCGGCUUUGCGGCGGUCAAGGCGGCAAUCACCGUGCAGUGGCAGGAGUUUGGUCAGAUGCUGAUGCUCAUGUCGGCACUCGCGCACGUCAUUUUCAUGGCGCUGUACGGCGGGUUCCUGCUGGUGUUGCGGCAUGCGGGGGUGGAGGAGGAGGGGCAGACGGACAAGAUCCACCAGCGGCCUGAGGUGAUGGCUCUGCUGAUCGUGUUGGGGCUCAUGAGCUUCGGAGGACUGCUGGAGGAGGCGUCGCAGAUGAUGGAGCUGACGUGGCGCACCUGGCGCAACUACCUGGGCAACAUAGUGGACGUGACCUCCUUCGCGCUCUUUGUCGUACUGUUCGGCAUGGUGUGGUCGUCGUACCGGUACGACGUCAUCCUGGCGGUUGGAGCGGUUGAAACGCUCGUACUGUUCAUCCGGCUGGUGUUUUUCGCCUCCAUGACCGACUCCAUGGGCAGCCUGAUGCGCAUGGUGAUCGAGAUCAUUAAAGACAUGAGAUACUUCUUCACACUGCUCGGGAUGAUAUUCAGCGGCUUUGCCAUCGCCUUCGCCGUACUGCUGGGCCCCAGCAACAGCUACGAGGCGGUGGCGUUCAAGCUGUUCAGUGUGAUGCUGGGCGACUGGCAGUACGACUACUUGCUGGACAUGAUGCACACGGAGGACAUGUGGUACGUGUCCCGGCUGAGCGUGCUGCUGAUGAGCGUGUACGGCAUCCUGAUGUUGAUCGUGUUGGUGAACCUGCUGAUUGCCAUCAUGAAUGACACGUACGACCGGAUCAAGGAGACGGAGGAGAUCGAGGUGCUGCACAACCGUGCGCGCCUGAUAGUGGAUCUGGAGUCGCUGCUUACAAAGGAGAUGCGUGACAAGCUGCAGGAGCGGCUGCUGGGUGAUUACCUUCACGUGCUGGUGCCUGCCGACAACAAGUUCAACAAGUUCAUGGCCAGCUCCGAAACGGGGGAGGGCGAUUGGAAGGGCCGCAUGCGGGCCUUUUCCGAGGCCAUGAAGCGCGACGUCGAGCCCCGCAUACGCGGGCUUCAGGAGCGUCAGGAGGGCGAAUUCCGUGCCAUUCGCUCCGAACUCGACUACAUCAAGAAGUGGGUGGUGCAACAGAAGCGAGUGAUGGGCGAACUGUCAGAGUCUCCGCCGCCGGAGCGAUCAGACGGGCCGCAGCCCACGCCACGCCCAGGUCGCGCAGGGGGUGGCGCUGCCAACGCAGGGCGGGGGAAGUAGCGUACGGCGCUGUGGAGUGGGGAGAAGGAGGGUGCGGGGUUAGGCGGGGCGGCUGCCGUGCCAUGGCCGCAUGUGUGCGUAUGUGAGCUUUGGCUGGCAGGGAUCGCUCGCUUGUUUGCACGUCGCCGAGAGGCGUGCCUUGUCUUAUUAUGACCCUUGUAUAGAGGACGGUUACAAGUAGCACCGUAACCCGAGCAAGCAUGCAGUCGUUGACCGGUAGGGAGUUUGGCGCGUCGCUGACCUUGUGAUACACGUGACCAGGUGGUAAAAAGGGGAUGCAUGGUGGGGCAUAUGUUUUGGGUUGUUACAGCACAUCUACGUUGUCUGGGAGGGGAAGCAGGUGUGAGCAUGUUAGCUACUUCUGGUGGGGUUAUGCGGUGUAGUUAUGUCUGGUUAAGGUGAUGUACUUGCUUUCUAUACCCGUUGCCAGGCCUCGGAUGCCUGUUGAGUACUGCUGAUGAUGCUGUAUAGAUACCUUCUGGUGCACAUGCGUUGGGAAGAAGGGACUGCCGCAAGUGCGGCCACUGGAAUAAUAAAUACUAGGGGAAUAUUCCUCGUGUUAUGGGUUGGUGGGUCUCGUGAGACAGGGUGCUUAUCUUCUCGUGUGGCGGGUGUGGUGUGAGGCCCCCUUCAGGGCAGCUUCGAGUGGGGCCGGCCGGUAGGAGACUAGGGACACGGCUGUUAGGAUCGGAUAUGUAAAGAGGUAGGACGUAGGAGAGGCGGAAGUGAUGGCCUAGGCAGGCAACGCAUUCACGUCCUACUUGACUUCUCGGACAGGGUCGAUGGUGUGUUGAUGGUGGUAGCAGCGUAUGCAGUGUGUGCCCCAAAAGGCCCUUGACUUCAGGUACAGUACAAUGAGGAGCAAGGCCACCGUACAACGAUUGUUGCGAAGUAGUGUUCUGGCCGGGACAUGCAGCCUUUCCUUGUCGUUUUCCGGGUUGCUCCCGUGUUGACUGGGACGCGGCGAGGAGGGGGCUUUGGUAGGCGGGUGGAACUUCGAUGUUGGUGAUUUGCAUGGUGUCUGCUUUAGGCACUUUUUCGAGCGCACGAGGUGAAGGAAAUGUAUGAACUAGUGAGGAAUGGGCGUCCACUAGUACCGUGCAGCCGCUGCAUGCGUGUGAUGGCCUAUACAGGCUACCGGUAGCUGUCUGUCCGUGAACCAGUUUUUCAGAAGCAUAGCACAUAUCGGCGCAUGCACAUAUCGGCGCAUAGAAGACGGUGUCCCGUGUGUUUCCGGUGGCGCUGGAGGGUGGUGGGCUGCUGCCGGUGGAGCCUGUGAUGGGGCACUUCCCGACGAUAAUCGUCUGGCUCAUUGGAACAUAAAAGCUCUGUGACAGAAGGCCGAGUUUGCGGAUUCGUAUUGAGCUGCAAUGCAAAUGUUCGACGGUUCUGACUUUCCAGGCAGAUGCGCUCAACUGCCGGUCGCCGUACACUGAUGCCGAAUUACUGCUUUAUACUGCC
Astrephomene gubernaculifera is the source of this 6181-nucleotide messenger RNA. Lineage: Eukaryota; Viridiplantae; Chlorophyta; Chlorophyceae; Chlamydomonadales; Astrephomenaceae. The record is from the annotation of a GenBank genome assembly.